CGGCGUGACGUGACCCGGGGACCCGAAUUGGAGUUGCAGCGGCCGCCGGCUUCAGUCUCAGCCAAGCGGGCUGACCUGGAGGAGUGGUUGGGAGGUACAACCCCCUUGCCCCUCUAGGCCUGAUCUCGCUCCUGGGCGUCCUCCUCACCCGGCAGCCGCUCCCAGCCUGCAGGGUCAGGGAGGGCAAGACCGCUGCUAGGGGAGAGGGCGAAGAAGGCAGGAGCGCGCGGCGCGCGGCGCGCAUGGCGAUGGCGGGCGCGCGGCGGCUCCCCGCUGGAACGCGCGCGGCGGCUCGGCGCUGCCGCUGUCUCCAGCCGGGCGCGCAGCCCGCCCCGCCCCCAGGCUCUCUAAGAGGGCUGCAGCCAAUGAGGCUCUUGCCUUCCUGCAGCCUCUUGCUGCCCAGAGCUGUCCAGGCCUUGGGGGCCGAGGCUGGCCUUUCCCACAGCCGUUCUUUUAUGGGCUUAGCUUCCCCAUUCACCAACAAGCGCAAGGCGUAUUCGGAACGCAGGAUUAUGGGGUACUCAAUGCAGGAGAUGUAUGAGGUGGUGUCCAAUGUCCAGGAGUACAGGGAAUUUGUGCCUUGGUGUAAGAAGUCCAUAGUGGUGUCCAGCCGAAAAGGUUACCUGAAGGCCCAGUUGGAGGUUGGCUUCCCACCUGUUGUGGAACGUUACACCUCGGCUGUCUCCAUGGUCAAACCUCAUAUGGUUAAGGCGGUCUGCACUGAUGGCAAACUCUUCAACCAUUUAGAGACCAUCUGGAGAUUCAGCCCUGGUCUUCCUGCCUACUCCCGAACUUGCACAGUAGACUUUUCGAUUUCCUUUGAGUUUCGAUCACUGCUCCACUCUCAGCUGGCCACCAUGUUCUUUGAUGAGGUUGUUAAACAAAAUGUUGCUGCCUUUGAACGUCGAGCCGCCACGAAGUUUGGGCCGGAGACGGCCAUCCCCCGUGAACUCAUGUUCCAUGAGGUGCACCAUACUUGAUAUCAGCCUUGUAACUUAUUUAUUUGGUUUGAUCCACAGCUCCACCCUCUGGGGCAAGUCUUGUUUAUGUCUACCUCCCUGCCCUAAUAGUUCUGGCUCUCCAGGAAGAGAGAACUUGGGAAUUUGGGGUGAGAAGAUACUGAGGGGUAAGGAAGAGUUGGCUAGCCUGACUCCAGGAACUGAACCUUAUAUGCCAAUGUCCCAAAAACUGGACUCACAAUUGCUGGGAUCAUCAAUUUUUUGAUUAUAUCUUGUUAGCUAGGACUUAUUCCCUAAAAUUUAUGGUUCCUCAGUGUCUCUGGAAGGAUAAAUAGAUCCAGACACUAUUCUCUCUGGUUAAGGAGCUAAGGGGAUGAGGCAGUCCUUAUUAUCUUGAUAAAGAAGACUUAUGAGGGAAAAGUAACUUCCAGUUUGGAAUCCAGGUAUCUGAGGUUCUACCUGAAGCCUGCUUUCCAAAAAUGUAAAUUCUUCCCCCAACCCCUGGCUGUAUAGAAUGUCAGUUCUUUUCCCCCUUCCAGGAUGGAGGGGAGGCUGUGAGUAAAGCUGCACUUACUUCUAAGCCUGACCUUUUCUUCCAUCUGGGCUGAGUGUUUUGAUGAAGAGCCAAUAAACCAAUUGUGUGAAUUUGGUUUUGUAAUGCUUCUUAGGUAAGGAAUACAGAGCAGGAAGAGAACGCCAUGGGGGAAAAAAGGUAGCUGUACAACAUCAUCCUUGGACACAGUGUCCCUGCUAACUAUAGUCCCACAUUCCCCUGGCUGAGGCUCACUAUCCAGGCUCUUCUUCACUAUUUAUAGCUUCUCUUCAGAAGGUCAAUUGUAGCAGGAACCUAGUGGGGGGAAGGAGUUGGGAGCUAGCAGCACAACUAAGAAAAGAUCCAGACCAGGAACAAGAGCCAUUACUUGUGUGUGUGUGUGUGUGUGUGUGUGUGUGUGUGUGUGUGUGUGAUGGCAUCUGGCAUUAUGACAAAGAAUCCUAAGGACACUUUCUUAGAAAAAGGUCUUAGAAAAUUCACCUUGAAACCCCACUGUGAACAGGAAGACCUGGGUUCCAGUACCAUUUCCAACACUACCUAGCUCUCCAAACCUCAGUUUGCUUAUCUAUAAAAGUGGUUAUGAUAAUAACCUCACAAGAGUUGGCUAAAAGAAGUUAACUUGAAGCACUACAGUAUUUGCCACCCAAGUUAAAACACUCUUGUGUACCAGAGGCCUCUUCCCUUCCCCCAUUCUCUGGCAAUGCAACAGAACUAUCAGCUCUCACUCCUAAGGCCAUUCAUUUAACUCCUUUCACUCAGUAAGCUGGAUGGUCAGGAAAGAAGUUGGUGGAAUUUCUGUUCAACAGAACUUCAUAGCCUCACUACAUAAGAUAACUAUAUCAGUUGAAAAAACAUGAAUUAUGGAUUCCUUUUCAAAAAACCCAUAGUGUCUUCUCCUUGAUAUCAAAGGAAGGAAACCCCCUGAAUCAGACAUCAAUAAGCCUUUACUUUUUACUUCUUACUUCUACGGUUUAUGACGCCGAGACCCAGCUUUGUUAAUAAAAACAUUUAUUUUGCGUUUAUACAGAACAACCUUAAGUCUGCAACAGGACUUUUGACAAUUACCCAGGGGUUCAUAGACAGUGUGUCCAUCUCAACAGCUUGGUUCUAGGGACAAGGGAUCCACACAAACACAGGCAAGAUUGGAGAGGUUGGAUGAAGGGGACACAGUGAGAGGAGUGUAUUUCAGUCCUUUCUGGAAGAGGCAGCAGAGCAUUCUGAAUCACUGAAAAACCUGUGCAAAUGGGGCUUUAAACAAUGAACCACAUGGGGGGGGAAUUUGGAGGGGACAAGAUUGGUUGGGGGAGUGAGCUGUGUGUGUGUGUGGUUAUUUAUAUUAAUGCCCUAAGCCCUGGGGUCUAAUACUAACAGGAUCAAAUCCAUUCAAGUAAUUUUCACU
Sarcophilus harrisii (Tasmanian devil) is the source of this 2911-nucleotide messenger RNA. It is a transcript of the gene COQ10A, whose product is annotated as coenzyme Q10A. Gene Ontology annotation, cellular component: mitochondrion. The coding region runs from base 243 to 980 and encodes 245 amino acids. Lineage: Eukaryota; Metazoa; Chordata; Mammalia; Dasyuromorphia; Dasyuridae. The record is from RefSeq and is a predicted model, not a curated record. Gene Ontology annotation, molecular function: ubiquinone binding. The transcript is spliced from 5 exons. Gene Ontology annotation, biological process: ubiquinone biosynthetic process; cellular respiration.